GCAAAUAGAAUACGUAUAUCAUUAGGAAUACAAAAUGAAUACAACAUCAAUACGACGUGAUUUUCCCCUUCCUUUCUCCAAUCUCCCUCCUUUUCUUCAGUUCUUCACCGUGUUCUUCAAUCUCAAAAAAACUCCAUUGUUCCAAAACCUUCGUACCCAGCUCAAGUUCCCGCGCUCCAUCAACCGAUUCUCUAUUAUGAUUCCGACAAUCAAUGAAAUAACUUCAAAAUGGGCUUAAUUCUUAUUUGGAUUUUCGAGGCAUAAAUUGGGGAAGAACAUCAACCCUAAUUUUCUGGUAUCGAAGAUCUUAUUGGAGGCGGUUUGGAGUACUAUUCUAUAUAGAGAAUGUAAACGAAGACACUGAUGAUAUGUUUGAUGAUCUCUAAUUCUCUUCGAAAAGCAUGGACAAGUGGUCUUUAGUAGAAAUGAUCAAAAGCCCUAUGGUGCUGAAAUUGAUGAUGAUGCUGAGAGUUUAGCAUGUAAGUACAAUCCAUGUUUGUCUAUUAAUAGUCUAGGAUGACUUCUCUUUCACGAAUAAGAGUAGCUAUGUUUAGAUCUCCUUGGUAGUGUUACUUCAAUUGCCUCUGUCAUGCCUUCAGGAAAAAAGAGAUUGAGGUCUUAUGGUUUUCCAUAAUCCUGCAAACAUUUACAAAUCACUCACCAAUACCUGACCUCCUGGAGGCGGAUGAACGCACCAAUGGAUUUUAAAAUUUGUAAAUCUUAGUUAAGGAUUUGACCUUUUACUUAAUGUUAAUAAUAUAUGGGUAUUUUGGUGAGCAAAUCGGCAGUUGGGAACUUUGAAGCAAAAUGGGAUUGGCACUCAUGGCGCACAACCUUAUCAAUGUCUUUCUCCCCUUUACCGGAAUCAAUGGCGGGAGCUAUCUUCCAUGGUUUAUUACAGAGCAGUUGGCUCAUAUGUAUGUGCAGGGUACAUCAUAAUUUAGCAUCACUUUCAGCUGGCAUGACUUGUGCUUUUGAAUAUCAAGUUCAAGGUCAUGAUGGGUACUCAACAGUUGGAUACUUGGAUGAGCUUUCACACAAUUCCAUGUUGCUGUACCUCGAAGAGGUUAAAGCCUGUCUGGUGUGGUCGGAACUCCAGCUUAUGUUGCUCCGGAAAUUUUGGCGGGUAGAUAUUCUUUAAGAUUCUGAGUCAAUUUGGAGUAAUUGCACCUGAUCUUGAGCAAAAGCAGAAGAGUAUGGAAAGCUGCUGAUAUAAGGAAGGCUCUAAAAGAAGGAAGAAAGCCUGGUCCUCCUGGUGGUGAGCAUUUAUGUCAAACUGGCUUCAUUAGGGAUCCUACUCUUGUACUAAACAAGACUUCACGGAGGCCACUACUGUUGAUUUCAGAGGACCAAUAAGGCGGUAGGCUGAGGCGGGUGUUAGUAGAUGAUAAUGAAGCCAUAUUCGGAGUAUUAAUUAGAGAUUCAGGCUGAUUUAGGAUUAGUGGUUUGAAGAACUCAUGAUAGCUCAAAAGUUGGGAGAUAAUGACUCUACAUAGAAGAGAAUGUAGGUAUAUAAAGUGUAAUGAAACAUAUACUCAGUAUAGAAUUGCAUGUAUAUAAAAUUGAUUCAAGUUUCCUCAGGUAAACAACAACUCACUAGACUAUUAUUAAUGUGAUCAUUCAUUUUAUUCA
Molecule: messenger RNA, 1632 nt
Organism: Spinacia oleracea (spinach)
Lineage: Eukaryota; Viridiplantae; Streptophyta; Magnoliopsida; Caryophyllales; Amaranthaceae
Exons: 6
Coding region: 761-1141 (126 amino acids)
Source: RefSeq, a predicted model, not a curated record